Messenger RNA from Cuscuta europaea, 1260 nucleotides. The record is from the annotation of a GenBank genome assembly. NCBI's taxonomy places the organism in Eukaryota, Viridiplantae, Streptophyta, Magnoliopsida, Solanales, Convolvulaceae.
CGUACUUUUUCAAUAAUAUUGUUGUUUAGAGAAUAAAAUUUUAUAAGUUGGAUCAGUCCAAAGAAUGGUGGGUGCAAGAAGCCAAAUAGGCAACCGACAUGUUCACAAAAUCCAAAAAGAUAGAAUGAUGGAACUCAUAAAAUCUGCAACUGCUUCUGCGGUGAAUCAAGGGCAUGGACAGAAGUCCUUAUAUGUACUAGACUUGGGGGCUCUUGAUAGGGCUAUGGAUAAAUGGGAACUUUGUUUAUCCCAAGUUAAGCCCUUCUAUGCUGUGAAGUGCAAUAGUGAUCCAGCUUUUCUUGCUGCCCUUGCCAUGUUGGGCGCCAAUUUCGACUGCGCUAGUCAAGGGGAGAUGUAGGCGGUUCUCCGACUCGGCAUCCGCCUAGAUCGUAUCAUUUACGCCAACCCCUGUAAGGCCGCUGCACAUAUUGAGUAUGCGGCGGCCAUUGGGGUAAACCUCGCCAUCUUUGACUCCAUGAUGGAGCUUGAGAAGAUGAAGAAGUGGCACCCCAAAUGCAACCUCUUGUUGAGGAUCAAGGCCCCGAAUGACGGCCAUGGCUCGCUCCGACCGCUCGAUAAAAAAUUCGGGGCCUUGCCGGAGGAAGUCGAGCUGCUACUCCAAUAUGCGGUUGUAGCUGGGUUCCGGGUCGUCGAAGUCUCGUUCCACGUUGGGUCUAUAGCACAAGACCCGAUCAUCUACCGCCACGCCAUUGCAGCCGCGAGGGCGGUGUUUGACAUGGCGGCUAAGCUCCAGAUGCCAGCCAUGCGCAUACUUAACAUCGAGGGGUGGUUUUAGGGCGGGAACACAACUAUUCGAACACAUUUCUAACACAAUAAACAGUGCAAUUCGAGAUUAUUUCCCUAAAGAUAUCCCAAUUGUCAUCGCCGAGCCAGGAAGAAACGGCGUUCACACUGGCGGCGCACGUGAUCGGGAUCCGGGCACGCGGCGAAAAGAGGGAGUACUGGAUCAACGACGGAAUCUACGGAUCGUUUAGGCCAACGCUAUACAACUCAUCGUUUGUGACAAUCAAGCCGGAGUUCUGCACGUCCGUCGACGAGCCAUCCAUGAUAUGGCCCUCCGUCAUUUACGGGCCGUCGUGCGAUUCUCUGGACGAAGUGACGGCGACGGAGAUAAAGUUGCCGGAGCUGCAGCUCCAUGAUUUGCUCGUGUUCACUAACAUGGGUGCCUAUUCCAGAUGCGCUGGCACAAAGUUCAAUGGGUUUGAUACCAUUUCUGUCCCUACCUAUAUUGCAUACACC